Messenger RNA from Strongylus vulgaris, 2300 nucleotides. The record is from the annotation of a GenBank genome assembly. NCBI's taxonomy places the organism in Eukaryota, Metazoa, Nematoda, Chromadorea, Rhabditida, Strongylidae.
UAUGAGUGGCUCGUGAAUGGACGUCCAUUGAUGAAAGCACAUCGUUUUGUACUUUCACAAGACUUUGGAUACAUUGCUCUGAAUAUCCUGUACUGCUAUCCAGAAGACAGUGGAACGUAUACAUUGGUGGUUAGAAAUGCUGCUGGUGAAGCGCAAUCUACUGUAGAUAUUGAUUGUCGCAUCGAUGGAGUCAACUAUCGCGACUCGCUUCAUCCCAGCUCCCUCCAACGUAUCAAAGAACUCGAAACUCCACAACAAAGGGCCGAACCUCCACCGGAGAAGCCAAAGGAACAACCACAAAUCCUUAAGGGUCUACCGCCUAAAUUCGACGUUGUUCAUGAAUCGCAAACACUUCAUCUUGAGGCUCAGGUGGCUCCAGUGGACGAUAACACUUUGAAGUAUGAAUGGCUGUACAAUGGCCAACCAUUGAAAGCCAGCAGUCGCUACCGUAUCCUCAACGAUUUCGGUUUCGUCACUCUCGAUAUUGACUAUGUUAUUGCCGAAGAUGCUGGAAAAUAUACCUUGGUGAUUUCGAACGCAGCUGGCAAAGCCGAAACCUCCUGCGAAUUCGACGUUGAACGACUGAAAUCGAUCCUAUCUGACACCGCUCAUCCAGAAUCGUUGAGAAGGAUUACGGAGAUGGAACAACUCCAGCCUGCCAAACCUAGCGAAGAGGAGAUGCCACUGGAACCACCUGUGUUUACUCAACAGCUUACUGGACCUUCAGAAGUUCUUAAAGAGGGACAGAGUGUACACAUGGAUUGUGUUGUACAACCAAUCAAUGAUCCUAAUUUGAAGAUCGAAUGGUUCUGCGAUGAACGCCCGCUGAUGUUUGGAUCCCGCAUUCGAACCAUUCAUGACUUCGGUUACGUGGGCUUGGAAUUCCUCCAUGUUCAUCCAGAAGAUACUGGAACAUACAUCUGCCGUGCUACGAAUGCAGCUGGAACCGCUGAGACUCGAUUUAAACUCGAAUGCAGACCGAGACGAAAUCUUUACCUCGAUACGCAACACGAAACAUCAUGGGCGAAGAUUCAAGAGAUGGAGAAUCGUGAAGAAAUUCGUGAACCAUCACCGGAAAUUAGCUACUUUUUUGCAAAACAUCUUGCUUCACUGAAUUACCUCGAACUUCCUAUCCAGCUGAGCUUGAUAUAUUUCCAGAUCGAAUGGUUCUGCGAUGAACGCCCGCUGAUGUUUGGAUCCCGCAUUCGAACCAUUCAUGACUUCGGUUACGUGGGCUUGGAAUUCCUCCAUGUUCAUCCAGAAGAUACUGGAACAUACAUCUGCCGUGCUACGAACGCAGCUGGAACCGCUGAAACUCGAUUUAAACUUGAAUGCAGACCAAGACGAAAUCUUUACCUCGAUACGCAACAUGAAACAUCAUGGGCGAAGAUUCAAGAGAUGGAGAAUCGUGAAGAAAUUCGUGAACCAUCACCGGAAAUGUCCUUCCCACCACCACAAUUUACUGAACAACUCAAGAACGUCGACGAUGCAACAGAAUCGGAUGCCGUACGACUUGACUGCCGUUUGGUACCUGUCAAUGAUCCUACAAUGAAAGUGAGUGACUUGAUGCGAGAUUUUCAAAUUUCAAAAGUGACGUCAUCAAUCGGUACUUGUUCAAGGUGUACUGGACAAUUAAUGGAAACCCACUACCAGAAGCGAGUCGUUUUAUGCCAGCCAGGAAUUUCGACUAUGUCAGUUUGGAUAUCUUGGGACUGUACCCAGAAGACUCUGGGGUAUACACUUGCAAGACUGCUCGAGUUAGAGCAAACAUCUAAGCAUCUCCAGAUUUUUAUUUUGGCCGUCUCCCAGUUCGGAGAAGCUGCUACUUCUUGCACCGUCAAGUGCGCUCCAAUCAAAUCACUACAGCUUGAUACCCAACAUGAAGCUUCGUGGAAUAGAGUACAAGAAAUUGAGAACAAAAAACCAGUGGAGAGGGUUUAUGAAGAGCCAGAAAAGGCUGUCUCCCAGUUCGGAGAAGCUGCUACUUCUUGCACCGUCAAGUGCGCUCCAAUCAAAUCGCUACAGCUUGAUACCCAGCAUGAAGCUUCGUGGAAUAGAGUACAAGAGAUUGAGAACAAAAAACCAGUGGAGAGGGUCUAUGAAGAGCCAGAAAAGAUGCCUCCCCACUUCGUGGUACAGUUGCCAGGUGCUUUGGGUGAAUGUCCCGAGGGUACGCCAAUUCAUUUCGAGUGCCAAGUUGAACCAACCAACGAUAAUCAGCUUGCGGUACAAUGGUAUGGUAGUAGUAUAGUAUCUGAUGAUUCGCAUACCGUAACCUACCGUACGCAGGUACCAUAAUG